Dioscorea cayenensis subsp. rotundata (Guinea yam) is the source of this 2473-nucleotide messenger RNA. Its product is annotated as lipase-like PAD4. The record is from RefSeq and is a predicted model, not a curated record. Gene Ontology annotation, biological process: lipid metabolic process. Bases 494 to 2341 code for a protein of 615 amino acids. The transcript is spliced from 4 exons. Lineage: Eukaryota; Viridiplantae; Streptophyta; Magnoliopsida; Dioscoreales; Dioscoreaceae.
UCCCAGGUAGCCAGGCUGCAUUUGUAAGCAAUGGAAUCUAAUCUUGGUGCACCAAUCCAGCCCUGUUUAUAUGUUUAACGGGUUCCCACGUAAUUCGUUCUUCUUUUGUCUUCAUUCUCAAGACUUAACCAGGUUUUAUGAAUCUACUGAAGCAAACAGGUCAAAUCAAAGCCUUAUCUCUCCGCUCCACUUCUCUUGCACUCAACUCCAUAUGCUGUUGCUCAGAUAAAUUCAGGGGAUGAUCACUAAGUGGUCCUCAAGUUUGUGUCACAUGGGCUUCUAUUGUUGUCGCCAUCUUUAUUGAUUUUUUUUUUUCAAGUCAUAAUCCAAAAAAUAAUUCCUCACUUUCUUUAGUAAUAAAAAAUUAAUUUUUUUAUUAUAUAAUAUGAUAUCAGCGAACGCAAGUCAGCAUGAGUCUUCUCCGAACCAACGCUUUAAAAUCGCCUGCUAAGUGGUAACUUCCCCUUUCAAAGAGCCACUACAGAGAUAGCGAAUGAGAGAAGAAGAAGAACCCAUGUUUGAGACAAGCCAUGUCCUGGGUGGUCUGUUGGUGUCCACUCCUAUACUCCCUCGUGCAUGGAAGCAAUGCAUGCUGGCCAACUCCACCAACACCGCCUUCUUUGUUCAGCAAGUGGACGAUGUUGUCUAUGUUGGAUUCUCUGCGGUGCAGGCCAUGUCAUCUGUCGCCGGUGUGCCGGAUGGCCGCUUCUUCUCAGCCGUGCCAGUUGGACAUGGCUUCUUCUCUCCGUUGGUUAGGGAGGAAGAUGAUGGAGAGCCACUUCUUUUCCAUGCUUCUUCUCUCCACUUGUUUAUGGCUUUGUGUAAUUCCCCUCAGUUCCAGAUGCUAGCAAAUGAGGUGCAAAACAAGGCUGUGAUAUUCACAGGCCACUCUGUGGGUGGAUCACUGGCUUCCCUGGCUGCACUCUACUUCCUUUGCUUGGCAUCUUAUUCAAAUUCUCUGGCACCGGCUUCUCUCUUGUGUGUCACAUUUGGUAGCCCAUUACUGGGCAAUGAGGCGUUAGCUCUAGCCAUUCUCAGAGAACGUUGGGGGGACAAGUUCUGCCAUCUUGUAGCACAGCAUGACAUAAUGCCCAGGCUUCUCUUCUGUCCACCAAAUUCCAUCGACCCCCAACUAGUUGCACAUAUGUUACAGUCAUGGCAGUUGGCCAUGCGGUAUCCUCACCUUGUGAAGAAUACCAUAAUGCAGUUCUCUGAUGAAGAGAAGGAAGGCUUAUUUCAGUUUGUUGCUAUGCAUGUUGAUAAAGCGGCAACAGAGACUCAUGGAAGCUUGUAUAAACCAUUCGGUAGUUAUGUUAUGUGCUCAAAGGAAGGUGCUGUCUAUGUUGAUAAUUCAGAUGUGGUGUUGCGCCUGCUCUACUUGACAUUCGCAGCAGGAUGUGGGGAUCAUAGUGUUGAGGAUGAGCACCUCUUUUACGGUGAUUUGCUUGUUACAAUCACACAACAGUUACUGGUAAAGAAGCAGUUCUUUAUCCAAGAGGAGGCUCCAAAAUCAUAUUAUAGUACAGGAGUUCAACAAGCCCUUGGAGCAUUAGGCAUUGGAUUUCAGGAUAUGGAGGCAGUGGAGGCUCAAGAAUGCUUGAGGAUAUCAAAGAGAAUGUGGCAAAACCCGAACUUGAAAUGCGCAAACUUGGCAAUAAAGCUAGCGAAGGUGACACCAUGCCGUGCGCAAAUUGAAUGGUACAAGGCAUCCUGUGACGAUGAUAUGGGCUACUAUGAUACAUUCAAGCAGCGAAAGGCAUCCAAGAGAGAAUUCAAAGUGAAUAUAAACCGUAUUAAGCUAGCUCAGUUCUGGAAUGAAGUCAUUAACAUGUUGCAGGACAACCUAUUGCCAAGUGACUUCGACAAGAGAGCCAAGUGGGUGAAUGCCUCUCAAUUCUACAUGCUCCUUGUUGAGCCACUGGACAUAGCUGAAUACUAUAAGACUGGAAUGCACAAGAGGAAAGGACACUACAUAAGUCAUGGGAGGGAGAGGAGGUAUCAAGUGUUUGAUAAAUGGUGGAAAACUAGGAAUAAGUACACUGUGGACACCAAGAGGAGCAAAUAUGCAGGGUUAACUCAGGAUUCAUGCUUUUGGGCCAAAGUGGAAGAGGCCAGAGAGUGGAUGGAAGAAGUUAGGAGGGGGAGAGAUGCAACAGGAUUAACUGAUCUUUGUCAGAAGUUAAUUAGUUUUGAAUUUUAUGCGAAGGAACUAAUCAACAGAAAGGAAGUCUCUAUAGAUGUACUAGCUCCAAGAUCAAGCUAUACAUUAUGGAAUGCAGAGUGGAAUAGUUUGAAAGCAGAGCUAGGCUUAAAAUCCAACCUCGACAUUGGAUUUUUGUAAAUGAGUUGGUAAUUACUACACUACGCUUGUGUGGUGUUUCCAUGUUCUACAUAUAUACACACAUAUCUUGAUGUAUGUAUAUAUAUAUAUAUAUACCUUCAGACGUGUUACUAUUGAUUUCUUUUACAAUGA